Molecule: messenger RNA, 498 nt
Organism: Penaeus vannamei (Pacific white shrimp)
Lineage: Eukaryota; Metazoa; Arthropoda; Malacostraca; Decapoda; Penaeidae
Source: RefSeq, a predicted model, not a curated record
AUGCAGCUGCUGCACCAGCCCAUGUUAGGAUUGCAGCUGCAGACGCCUGCAGUCGCAGUCCCUGGAGUGCAGUCCCAGUACCACGCCCAAGACGAGCUCGGUCAGUACUCCUUCGGCUAUUACAACAGCCAGUCCUCUCGCGCCGAGACCCGUGACGCGGCCGGGACCGUGCGAGGCGCCUUCAGCUACGUGGACCCAAAUGGCCAGGUUCAGACCCAACACUAUGUGGCCGACUCGAACGGCUUCCGCGUGGCCGGCACAAACCUCCCCGUGGGCCCCGGCACCCCCGUGGUCGGAAGGCACCCGCACCUCAGCCCAGGGACACCCCUCGUCUAUAGCACCCUUCCAUACACUGCCGGUACAACCGCCGCGGGCAGCACACUGCACGUGAGUCCCGGUUCCCCCCUGGUCUAUAGCAACCUCCCCGUGGCUUUUGGCUCUCCUGUCGUCGCGGUUCAGGAUACCGGCGAUGCUGACGACGCUGACGACGAGGAGUAG